Pongo pygmaeus (Bornean orangutan) is the source of this 5826-nucleotide messenger RNA. RefSeq names its product secretion regulating guanine nucleotide exchange factor (gene SERGEF). The coding region runs from base 118 to 1197 and encodes 359 amino acids. The transcript has 11 exons. The record is from RefSeq and is a predicted model, not a curated record. Lineage: Eukaryota; Metazoa; Chordata; Mammalia; Primates; Hominidae.
CUACCCAUCACGCGUCCCUGGUCCAGCACCGGCGCCCAGGGCUCCGGCGCCCACUCGUCCCCGGCAGGCCCCGCCCCCGUGCGGUCCCUCCCGGAAGCGCCGGCGGAGCGUCCUCGCAUGGAGCGCGAGCCCAGCGCCUCGGAGGCCGCCCCCGCGGCGGCCGCGCUCUUCGCCUGGGGUGCAAAUAGCUAUGGGCAACUUGGCCUCGGCCAUAAGGAAGAUGUGCUGUUGCCCCAGCAACUGAAUGACUUCUGUAAACCCAGGAGUAUCAGGAGGAUCACAGGAGGAGGGGGCCACUCUGCAGUUGUCACAGAUGGAGGAGACCUCUUUGUUUGUGGCCUGAACAAAGAUGGGCAACUGGGGCUUGGUCACACAGAGGAGAUCCCAUAUUUUACCCCCUGCAAAUCCCUCUUUGGCUGUCCCAUCCAACAGGUGGCCUGUGGCUGGGAUUUUACCAUUAUGCUCACAGAAAAUGGUCAAGUUCUAUCAUGUGGAUCCAACUCCUUUGGCCAGUUAGGAGUUCCUCAUGGACCUCGAAGAUGUGUGGUUCCCCAGGCCAUUGAGCUCCAUAAAGAGAAGGUUGUUUGUAUUGCUGCUGGACUGAGGCAUGCAUUAGCUGCUACAGCAAGUGGCAUCGUGUUCCAGUGGGGGACUGGUUUGGCAUCAUGUGGACGACGGUUGUGCCCUGGGCAGACUCUUCCAUUGUUUUUCACAGCAAAGGAACCAAGCAGAGUGACAGGUCUAGAGAAUUCUAAAGCAAUGUGUGUUCUUGCUGGCUCAGACCACUCAGCUUCAUUAACAGAUGCAGGAGAGGUGUAUGUUUGGGGAAGCAACAAGCAUGGGCAACUGGCUGCUGAGGCUGCUUUCCUUCCUGUGCCCCAGAAAAUAGAAGCACAUUGUUUCCAGAAUGAAAAGGUCACUGCCAUCUGGAGUGGGUGGACACACCUGGUUGCUCAGACAGAAACUGGCAAGAUGUUUACCUGGGGCCGAGCAGACUAUGGUCAACUAGGGAGGAAGUUGGAGUCUUACGAAGGCUGGAAACUAGAAAAGCAAGAUUCAUUUCUCCCCUGUUCAAGACCACCGAACAGCAUGCCUUCAUCUCUGCAUUGCUUAACUGGAGCAACUGAGGUCUCUUGUGGCUCAGAGCAUAAUUUGGCAGUAAUUGGCUUUGGUAUCAGGAUGAUGCUGGCCUCAUAAAAUGAGUUAGGGAGGAUUCCCUCUUUUUCUAUUGAUUGGAAUAGUUUCAGAAGGAAUGGUACCAGCUCUUCCUUGUACCUCUGGUAGAAUUCGGCUGUGAACCCAUCUGGUCCUGGACUUUUUUUGGUUGGUAAGCUAUUGAUUAUUGCCACAAUUUCAGCUCCUGUUAUUGGUCUAUUCAGAGAUUCAACUUCUUCCUGGUUUAGUCUUGGGAGGGUGUAUGUGUUGAGGAAUUUAUCCAUUUCUUCUAGAUUUUCUAGUUUAUUUGCCUAGAGGUGUUUGUAAUAUUCUCUGAUGGUAGUUUGUAUUUCUGUGGGAUCGGUGGUGAUAUCCCCUUUAUCAUUUUUUAUUGCAUCUAUUUGAUUCUUCUCUCUUUUUUUCUUUAUUAAUCUUGCUAGCAGUCUAUCAAUUUUGUUGAUACUUUCAAAAAACCAGCUCCUGGAUUCAUUUAUUUUUUGAAGGGUUUUUUGUGUCUCUAUGAACAGACACUUCUCAAAAGAAGACAUUUAUGCAGCCAAAAAACACAUGAAAAAAUGCUCACCAUCACUGGCCAUCAGAGAAAUGCAAAUCAAAACCACAAUGAGAUACCAUCUCACACCAGUUAGAAUGGCAGUCAUUAAAAAGUCAGGAAACAACAGGUGCUGGAGAGGAUGUGGAGAAAUAGGAACACUUUUACACUGUUGGUGGGGCUGUAAACUAGUUCAACCCUUGUGGAAGUCAGUGUGGCGAUUCCUCAGGGAUCUAGAACUAGAAAUUCCAUUUGACCCAGCCAUCCCAUUACUGGGUAUAUACCCAAAGGACUAUAAAUCAUGCUGCUAUAAAGACACAUGCACACGUAUGUUUAUUGCAGCAUUAUUCACAAUAGCAAAGACUUGGAACCAACCCAAAUGUCCAACAAUGAUAGACUGGAUUAAGAAAAUGUGGCACAUAUACACCAUGGAAUACUAUGCAGCCCUAAAAAAUGAUGAGUUCAUGUCCUUUGUAGGGACAUGGAUGAAAUUGGAAAUCAUCAUUCUCAGUAAACUAUCGCAAGAACAGAAAACCAAACACCGCAUAUUCUCACUCAUAGGUGGGAAUUGAACAAUGAGAACACAUGGACACAGGAAGGGGAACAUCACACUUCAGGGACUGUUGUGGGGUGGGGGGAGGGGGGAGGAAUAGCAUUGGGAGAUAUACCUAAUGCUAGAUGACGAGUUGGUGGGUGCAGCGCACCAGCAUGGCACAUGUAUACAUAUGUAACUUACCUGCACGUUGCGCACAUGUACCAUAGAGUCUAAAGUAUAAUAAUAAUAAUAAUAAAGGAAAAAAAAAAAAGAAAUAGGCUGCCAGUGAAAGAUGUGUGCAAGUGUAUAUAGAAAUGCAUACAUAUGUGUGAUAGAGUGGGAAAAUAUCCCAGGGAGCCAUGAUUACCAGAGUACUCCAAGAAUGCAGUAUUUUGGUUAAUGGAUUUUUCUCAGAGUAUUAACCUCUUGGUUUCAGGCCUUGCUGAAAGUCAUUAUGAAAUGCAUUGCAAACAUUCACUCUCUGAUGCUAGAAGGAGCUGUCUAGUGAGCAUAAUUAAAUUCUCUUUAAGUGACAGAGGAUCUUGGCAGGAUGUCCAUUUAUCACCAGAAUGAUCAGUUGUGCUGUUCAGGACUCUAAUAACAACCCAUAUGUCUGUCUGGGUCUUUUACAACCAUUAUAACAUUGAGUCAUUGCAACAGCCCUGUAUGUGUAUGUGUGUGUUGGGAGUAAAGGGCAGGAUGGGAAGAUGAUUAUCCCCAUGUUGUUAGUGAGGAGGCUAGGAUUUGGAGAGCAUGAAUGUCCUGUUGGGCAUCUGCUAUGGUUUGAAUAUGCUCCUCAAAAGUUCCUGUGUUAGAAACUUGGUCCCCAGUGUAACAGUGCUGGGAGGUAGGGCCUUUGGAAGGUGAUUGGGUCAUGGGGGAUCCACCCUUAUGAAUGGAUUUAUGUCAUUAUUGUGGGAGUAGGUUAGUUAUUGCUGGAGCGGCUUUGUUAAAAAUAUAAGCUCUCUCUCGCAUGUGUUCUCUUCUCCUUCCACCUGUCCACCCUAGCAUGACCCUCACUAGAUACCAGCACCAUGCUCUUGGACUUUCCAGCCUCCAGAACUGUGAGCCAAAUCAACUUCUUUAUAAAUUAUCCAGCCUGUGGUAUUCGGUUAUAGCAACAGAAAAAAAGACCAGGAGAAGAUCAUAUAUCUUGAAAGUAACAGAGCUAGAACUGAAAUGACAUUUGCUGAGACAUAAUAUAGUAAAGCAGAAAAAAACAUAGAUUUUUGAGUCAGACAUACUUGAGUUUAAAUCCUGAUUUUGCCACUUACUGAUGGUAUUGACCGUGAAUAAAUUAAUCUCUCAGGUCCUAAGAUUCCUCAUCUGUAAAAUGGGUCAAAUAGUAUUUCCCUUGCUGGGGGUAAUUUUAAGGAUUCUAAAUAAUGUAUAUAAAGCAACCAGCAUUGUGCCUGGUCGGAGUAGGUCCUCAGCACAUGGAAGCUAUUAUUAUUCUGUCUCCUGAUCCUGUGCUCUUUCCAGUCUACCAAGAUGUCUGCUACUGUAGAUAUAGAAGGUACAAGGGAUUGGCCUGACCUAUCUUCAGCCCAUCAAACGCUAGAAGUCUUUUCAUUAGCCUCAAGGGUGGGGUUGGGGGGGGUUGUUUUAUCCCUUUCUAAUAACAGAAGCUGGAGGCAGCUUUCAUUCUGUAGGUAAAACUUAAAUAAUUUUAUAUCAAUACCAGAGUUGCUGCAAAGCAAUAAAGUAAGUAUCACAUAUGACUGUUGUUGAUAAUAAGUGCCCAGAGUCAGGAAAUGCUUUUUGGAUUUUAAAAAUAUGCAUAGAAUUUGACUAGGAGAACAAGAGAUACUUCAUGCAGGAUCAAAGUGUGGAGGUAAGACAAUGUAAGAUUUGAUCAGCUUGGCUAGAACAAAAAUUGUCAUUGGUAGGGGAGCAUACAUGAUAAGGAUGGAAAAAUAAACUCGUAUAUAGAGCUUCACGUGUGCAUAUAAACACACACAUUACUCACAUCUCCUAUGCAUGUACAUUGCUUACCUAAAAUACUUAGAAUUGAUUAGAAGCAUUGGGUGAAUAGAUAUUAUUUUAUCUCUCUAUGAUUUGUAGAAAAGCAAUGUGGUCAGAAGAAAGAGAAAUAGAGUGGGAGAUGGGAGACCCAGAUGUUGCUCUUGGUACCACCCCAUUCGACUGUAUAAUCUGGACAAGACAUGGAACCUCUUUGGGCCUUAUCUCCUCAUUUAUAAAAACAUCUGGGCCACUUUUGGAAAAUCCUUUGGAGCUAUUAUCAAGAGCCUUGAAGAUGUCCAUUCACUUUCAUUUAUUAAUUCAUAUCCUAGCAUUCUCCUCUAAGGAAAGAUCUUAAAUAUGGAAAAAAACUUUAUGGUUAAAGAUGUUCAUCAUAGUCUUUUUAUAAUUUAGUAAAAUUAUGAGCUACCUAAUUUUACUAACAUUUGGGACUGGAUAAAAGAUGACCUAUCUGCUUCACUAAUUUGUAGUGUUUAGUAAGUAAGAAUUGCAGCAUUGGUCAUGGAAAAAUGAAAACAAAAAGGCACAUAUGAAGAAUAUACUGGGAAAUAUACUUCCCAGUGUAGGAAGCAUUGUUGAUGUUAUCCACACCCUUCAUGAUCCAGACCCAGAUGUUCACACCAGCUGUCUUUGUGCCACCACUAUUUGCUGUAUAUGGUGACCUCACUAUGGUGAUCUUAGGACAUUUUCCUAACAAAUACCUUUCAUCCCUGUAUGCUUUUGUAUGUCUGGUUCAUUCCUCCUGAAAUGCCCUUCACUCCCUUGUCUAGCCAUGAAUAUCUGCUCUUCUUCCAGUCCAGCUCUGCAGAUUUCCUUGACUUCCUAAGUGGAAUCAGUUGCUCCUUCAUCCUUCUUUCUAUAAAAUUUGUAACUUGGCUCUAACACAUAUGUCCUGUGUUACAGUCUUCUUGUCUGUUUCUGUCUCUGCACAUAGACUGGGCCUUCCUUAGGGUCAGAAUUGUACAAAUCCCUAGGACUCAGCAAAGGGCCUGGCAUUUAAUAAUCACUCAAUAUAUGAUUGAAUUUUUACUUUUUUUAUUUUGAUUUUUUGCUUUUCCAUGUUUUCUGCAUAUUUUAUAAUGACUAUGCAUUGUGCUUAUAAUGGAAGAAAAAUAAUAGUAAUUCAUUUACUCAUUUACUUUAACAAGGUGACUGGCCUAGUUCAGAGGUUCUCAAACUUGGAAGUUCAUCAGAAUCACCUGGAGAGCUUAUUAAAUUGCAGAUACCCUGGCCCCUAGACAGACUUCUUGAGUCCCAGUCUCCCGGGUAAGGACCUGGAAUCAGUAUUAUUAACAGGCUACCAGUUAUUGGGAUGCUCAGCCAUACCUGAGAACCUUUGACCUCAGUACUGCUAAAGCCCUUUCAGCUUAAAAUCUUCCUAGUUCUUGGAUUGACCUCCUGUCCCUUGCUACCCCUGCUAUGAGAGGCUUUAGCUGGAGGGCAUGUGGAGCAACAGGCCAUACAAUGGAGAAUACCUGUACUAGCUUCAUUAUUGGGCUCCUCUUCUGUGCCAAAGACUGCUUUGUAAAUAGCAUUUUAAAAUAUCUAUACAAUCAUACUUUAAGGUCAGUUUUAUUUUCUCCAUUUUACAGAUGAGAAAACU